UCUGACAAUAAAGUAAUUAUUUGAUUUUAUCGCCCACAGUCGCAAUUCAUUUAUUGUGUCAACUUUUUUUACCGCAUCCAUUUUGUAAUAUAUUUUGUAAAAUAUUUCCACGUUAACAUACACAAAUUUUAAUUAAUUCACACUGUUUUUUAAUAUUUUUUAAAACAACGACGCGUACAGGUUAACAGAAAAAAAUAAACAGACACACACACUAGUAAAGGUACAGUGUCGGUGUGACCAAUGUUUAUGACUUAGUUGUAGGUGGCGCGAUUUCGAGUUUUUACUCGAUAUCACUGGCCAGUUACUGGUUUAUAUCGAGUGAAAACUCGAUUAUUUCUACUAGGGAACCGGUGUACUAUACCCCAGGUUCCAUUAUGUCCGCGACUUGACGUAAAUUUGCUGCAGAAACUUGACGGCAAGAUUUCUGUAACUCGUUGCCGUGCGCAACGGUCGUCUAUCUCAGUUCAGUGAUGACCAUGAUGCGCGACAGCGCUUCUAUCGCUUCAACUAGUUUCGUAUUUAGUAAAUUAUAGAAAGAACUAGUACAUUUUACACCAAGAGAUGAAAGUAUAUGGGGCGUGUAGAAUAAAUAUAUGUACGGAUUUUUUUUUAUGUUCGAUGAAAAGUAAUAUUUUGAUGAGAAAAAAGAUGCAAAAUUGGAAAAAUACAUUGACAAGUAGUAUCAGAUAACUAAUAAAUUUUUUAACAUUUUUAUUUCAUUCUUUUUUAUGAUUUUUGACGUAAUUUUAUUGAGAUUUAAAAUAAUAAAUUUUUUUUCAUGAUCGAAAAUCAUACGCAUCAUAGGUCUACAUUUUACUUCUUUGUAAGCUUCUCGAUAGUCGCUUCAAGAUGGAGGAUACAGGUUUCAGCGCCAUGUCGUCAGCUUUAAUAACUUUAUUUGCGCACGGAAUUUGGGUAUUUUUUGCCCGCAAAACAGCGCCCGGUUUCCCCCUCUUUCGCACAAGCUUCAUAUUUUGGCCACCAGGGCCAUGUUCUUUUACGAAUUUGAAGCUAAAUCUUCGGUCAGUUCUCUUUAGACAGUCAGUGCAGUAUAACGUACUUACUUAAAAACUAAAGUGAUAUUUGAGUUUUCUAAAUUAUAAAUUUGAAAGUGUUUAUCAAAAUGUCGCGUAAAAGCCAAAAUAUUCUUGACAAAUUCCAAAUGAAUUGGAUGACUUUCCGCGAUGCAGACACGGGAAAAAUUUUAUGGAAAUCAAAUCAGGAUUUAUCUGAUCCGGAUGUCGAGCACGAAGCACGUGUGCCCAAAACAAUAUUAAACUGCGCGGCAGUUGUAAGGGAGAUCAACUUCAGUUCUAUUGAGCCAUUGGGGAAGUUCCGAUUAGAGCAGAAGGUCUUAUUUAAAGGAUUUCUGAUGGAGGAAUGGUCUUCAGAGUUCGGGUUCGUGCUUCCAAACACGACAAACACGUGGCAGACUCUAAUUCGGGGUACGCGCGAGUGUCAAAUGAUGCCGGCAAAUGUUCUAAGUGGAAAUGUCCUUAUCGAAACGAAAUUCUUCGAUGGCGAAUUAUUGGUCUCGACCAGUCAUGUGCGGCUUUAUUAUGUUUAAAUCCUAGAGAAUAAGUAAUAGUAUAAACUGUUAAUUAUGUUUACUGAUUCAUACUACAGAAUAUUUUUAAGCCUUUAAUUUUAAUGACAGUCACAAUUUACUAAUUAAUACUCAUUAAUUAUAAUAUUUAUAUACUAUUUUAGUAAUUUUAUUAUAUUUAGACUUAGUUUUUUAUUUAAAUUGUUUAUAAGUAUUUGUAACUUUAAGCAUGUGACAAAUAGACAGCAGUAUUAUAAUGUUAAUAGUCA
Messenger RNA from Microplitis mediator, 1815 nucleotides. Its product is annotated as retinal rod rhodopsin-sensitive cGMP 3',5'-cyclic phosphodiesterase subunit delta-like. Bases 1124 to 1567 code for a protein of 147 amino acids. The transcript is spliced from 4 exons. Lineage: Eukaryota; Metazoa; Arthropoda; Insecta; Hymenoptera; Braconidae. Gene Ontology annotation, cellular component: cytoplasm. The record is from RefSeq and is a predicted model, not a curated record.